Molecule: messenger RNA, 3497 nt
Organism: Haliotis rufescens (red abalone)
Lineage: Eukaryota; Metazoa; Mollusca; Gastropoda; Lepetellida; Haliotidae
Product: chitin deacetylase 1-like
Exons: 1
Coding region: 77-1210 (377 amino acids)
Biological process (GO): carbohydrate metabolic process
Source: RefSeq, a predicted model, not a curated record
ACGUCUUGGGCGCGGGUUUGACAGAGGGGUUACACUGACGAGUCAGAAAGGACGAAUUUUACAUGUUGAUGUGAAAAUGUCGUCGACGUUAAAGAUCAUAUUCUACAUGACGGGUCUGUUGUGGAUGUUUAUAGCAGCGUGCCACGGUUCUACGUCUGGUGCUGAACAAUGCGUUCAGGGUUCCAAUUGUCGUCUGCCACAGUGUUUCUGUCUCAACUCGUCUGCUCCCCCGAGCGGCUUUGCGGCUGAGGACAUUCCUCAGAUUGUUGUCUUUGCGUUUGACGGAUCUGUGAACAGAGCCAGCUACGGGUAUUACAAACAUUUCUUUUCGAAGAUUUACAGAAAUCCCAAUUCGUGUCCCAUCCGAGCCACGCUGUUCGCGAAAGACAGAUACACCAAUCACAGCAUGGUACGGGACCUGUACCGACACGGUCUGGAGAUAGCUGGGAACAGCUUGACGGGUAAGCUGCCUAUAUCGUUCUGGAGGGAAGCCAACAGGGAGGAAAUGCUGGAAGAGAUUCUCAAAAACAGACGACGAUUAUCAGAAAAGGCGGGAAUUCCGCUCAAUGAGAUUCGUGGAUGGAGAAGCCCUCAUAUUCAACCAACGGGGGAUAUACAGUUCAAGAUACUGCAACAAAACGGGUUUGAGUACGACUCGAGUCUAUACGUUCAGAGAAGGUCCCUUGAGGACGAUAUCACAUGGCCUGGAACCCUACAACACAGAUGGCCGUUGCCAUGUGAAACAAAGCCAUGCCCAAGCAAUAACUACACGUUAUGGGAGAUCCCCGUUAUAGCGCUGUUGGACCACAAGCAGAAAUACCCUUGUAUGACGGUAGGUGGGUGCAUCGUGAAGCCAGAGACGGAAUCGGAUGCUUUUCAACUUCUGUGGAGAAACUUUUACAACUUCUAUCGGAGUAAAAAGAUUCCCUUUAUCGUGAACAUGAAGCCAGGAUGGCUGAAUACCGACUACCAUAACUCUGCCUUGGAUAGGUUUAUCCUUUCGCUUCUGGAUCUGAACGACGUGUAUAUUGUCACCAUGCAUCAGUUGGUCCAGUGGAUGCAGCACCCGACGAAUCUGACUGAUAUUCAUGACUUCAAGCCCUGGAAGUGUCCCGGCGCUCUGGGUGAUGGGGUUUCAGUGAACCUCAAUGUGUUUUCUGUUCUUGGAGUUUCUGUGAUUGGAUAUGUAUUUGUCACUGCUUGGGCGUGAUCUGUUGUUGGUAGGGGUGUUCACGGCAGUGUUCGCUACUAUGUUUAUAGCAGUGUUCAUAGCUGUGUUCACCAUGGUGUCCACAGCGGUUUUCGCCGUAGUAUUUACCGUGGUGUUUGUUCAUAGCGAUGUUCAUGGCUGUGUUCACAGUGAUGUUCCUGGCAUUGUUCACACAGAUGUUCAUGGUUGUGUUCACAAUAGGGUUCACGACGGUGUUCAUAAUGGUGUACACAUCGAUGUUUACAGGGACGUUUCUUAGAGUGUUCACAGUUGCGUUCACAAUGAUGUUUAUUGUUGUGUUCACAAUGGUGUUCACGACGGUGUUUACAGUGAUAUUCCUUACAGUGUUCACAAUGGUGUUCAUCGCGGUGUUUACAGUGAUGUUCCUGGCAGUGUUCACAGUUGCGUUCACACUGAUGUUCAUGGUUGUGUUCACAAUGGUGUUCACGACAGGGAUGUUCAUGGCGAUCCAGACAGUGACGUUCACAGCAUUGUUUACACCUAUGUUCACAACAUAUUCUUUAGCAGGCGUUUUUUGUUCAACAAGAAAUUCUUUCGAUGGAGGAUAUUUAUUGAGUAAGGAUAAGAUUUAUAGAUGAACAACUUUUUUAUUACAAUUAGGAGCGACGUUUCGGUAUAGGUUAUAACACCGUUAUCAAACAAGUGAAUCGUCGCUCUUAAUUGUAAUAAAGAAGUUGUUCAUCCAUAAAUCGUAUCCUUACUUAGUACUCCAUCUUCUAAAUGCCUAUCAAAGAAGAUAUUUAUGGAACUUGAUAUGCACCUGCCGUGUUGACACUGGUGGUUUAGUUUUAUCACACGUCGUGUGCUCAUCAACUGUAUUAGGAUCUUUUUUAAUAUAUUUUUCAUCAAAACCACAAAUUGUAUAAUUUCCUUAUGAUGGAAAUAAAUAUACAUUUGUUUGUACCCUGACAGUCACUGUUCUCAACGGGCGAAAAACGCGUUAAUUAAGGAUGCUUUUACUGAUGGCUAGCCUGUGGCAAAGUGGCAGCCAUGACAAGUUUGAUUCAGUUCGUUCAACCAUCACUGAUAUACUGAUAAGCUGUCUCCGUGCUCGUGGGUUUCACCGAAGUGGUAAACGUCUGAGACCUGCAUCACUUCGGGCUUUCCUCCCACAUUAAGCUGACCCGCCGCGAUAUAACUGUAAUACUGUUAAAAGCGGCGUUAAACCCAACUCACUCACUCACUUAGAUAUAUUGAACAUGCAACCCGGCUGUUGGCUUCAGAAGGAACAUCGGGAGUUAUUUUGUAAAGCUGUGCAAUAACAAAGCUCAUUAAGCAAACAGGGGGCGUGUUCACAUGUACGCAUGUCCAUUGUACGAUCGACUUUAUCAUGAGCAUGUUAUUUUAUUAAUAACAAUGAAAUAGUGACGAUACGGGGUGUGGUGAGCGUAUCCUGCCCCAGUGUCGGGUCGCGUCACAAACACAUGCAAUGUCAAGUCAACAAACACGGGAGCAUAUGGUACGACUCAUAUACCUGUUUGUAUCUGAAGCGUCAAAUGUGGAAAUGUCCUUCACAUGUAUAAAGGGGCGGUCGGGUAGCCUAGUGGUUAAAGCGUUCGCUCGUCACGCCGUAGACCCGGGUUCGAUUCCCGAUAUGGGUACAAUGUGUGGAGCCCAGUUCUGGUGUCCCCCGCCGUGAUAUUGCUGGAAUAUUGCUAAAAGCGGCGUAAAACCAUACUCACUCACUCACAUGUAUAAAACCUUUUUAAAGCUUUUCUGAGGUCUUGAAUGAUGUAACUUUAAAGAGUCGUAUGACUCCCUUUGAAAUGUUCAUAGAAAGAUCAUGAUCUGUUGUAUCUCAAAAGUUGUAAAAUGUAGACACCAAACGCUGGAGCUGCACUAAUUUCCCUUGACAUUUGGGAAAGUUGACUUUUGGAAAGUUGAAGACAUCCCUCUUGUUAAACAAUCAUGUGGAUAGUGGUUUGUAGGGGAGCCAGACUCUGGAUGGAUGCUAGCUGGGACGAAUGGGAUUAUUCCAAUUCUGUUUCCUCUUUUCAGUGAUGCAUCCCACCAAGGGCAACAUCACGCCCUGACGUGACCAACAUGAAAGCCACUCAAUAAGUUCCUCUUCUCUUUUGACUUAUGUUUUAGAAUAUGCUUCGACAGCAUCCAUGAUGAUUUUAAAGCUGUGAUCCAAAUUGGUAGGGGGCAGCGCACAAUAUUUAUGGUUUAUAUUUGAAUAGUGAGUGAGUGAGUUGGGUUUAACACCGCUUUUAACAGUAUUACAGUUAUAUCACGGCGUGUCAGCUUAAUGUGGGAGGAAAGA